AAACAAGCGGGUUUUGAAAACCAAAAGGAGAAGGGGUGCGAGAGGAGGCCAGGAUCCGGGCCUCCAUCCUCACGGGAGCCAAGAGGCAGCGAGGAGAUUGCCUCCCACCCCGACCAGCGCCAUGGGGCCCGACUGCCCACCGCCUCCCCCUCCCCCUCCGCCCAACAACAACAACAACAACAACUCCAAGCCCAGCGGCCACAAGAGCACCUGUGUGCCCAACGUGAGCGAGCGCAGGCGGGAGGAGAUCUCCGAGGAGAUCAGCAGCCUCAGGGAGAAGGUCAGCCGCCAGUGCCAGGACAACAGCAGCCUGCACGAGCAGAUGGAGCCCCCCGCAGAGGAAGAGGAGGGAAAGGAGGAGAAAGCGCAGGAGCAGCUGCAGGAGCCACCACAGCAGGAGUCGCCACAGCAGGAGCCCCCACAGCCACAGGCACAGCCACAGCAGCCACAGCCACAGCAGCCACAGCCACAGCAGCCACAGCCACUGCCACUGCCGCUGGAGCCCGAGGAGGAGGACGAGCUGGAGCUGCGUGGGGCAGCGGCGGCUGCCGCUCCCCCACCCCCCAUCGAGGAGGAGUGCCCCGAAGACCUCCCGGAGAAGUUCGACGGCAACCCAGACAUGCUGGCUCCCUUCAUGUCCCAGUGCCAGCUCUUCAUGGAGAAGAGCACCCGAGAUUUCUCCCUGGACCGCGUGCGCGUCUGCUUCGUGACCAGCAUGAUGACGGGCCGGGCAGCACGGUGGGCCUCAGCCAAGCUGGAAAGAUCCCACUACCUGAUGCACAACUACCCAGCCUUCAUGAUGGAGCUGAAACAUGUCUUCGAAGACCCUCAGCGUCGAGAGGCAGCCAAGCGCAAGAUCCGUCGCCUGCGCCAGGGCAUGGGGUCGGUGGUCGACUACUCCAACGCGUUCCAGAUGAUCGCCCAGGACCUGGACUGGAACGAGCCCGCUCUGAUCGAUCAGUACCACGAGGGCCUCAGCGACCACAUCCAGGAGGAGCUGUCUCACCUGGAGGCUGCCAAGACCCUGUCCGCACUCAUCGGCCAGUGCAUCCACAUCGAGCGCAGGCUGGCCCGGGCUGCUGCGGCUCGCAAGCCCCGCUCCCCACCGCGUGCGCUGGUGAUGCCCAACGUGUCUGGCCACCACCAGGUGGACCCCACCGAGCCCGUGGGGGGCGCCCGCAUGCGCCUCACCCAGGAAGAGAAGGAGCGGCGUCGCAAGCUGAACCUGUGCCUCUACUGCGGCACCGGCGGCCACUAUGCCGACAACUGUCCUGCCAAGGCCUCCAAGUCUUCACCGGCGGGAAACUCCCCGGCCCCGCUGUAGAGGGACCAUCAGCGACCGGGCCGGAAAGAAUAAGGUCCCCACAAGAUGAUGUGUCAUCAUCACCACACCUGCAAGUCAUGCUCCAGAUACAUCUCCCGGGCCGACACGCCCUGUUUGUCCGAGCCAUGAUCGAUUCUGGUGCUUCUGGAAACUUCAUCGAUUACGAAUAUGUCGCCCAAAACGGAAUUCCUCUGAGAAUUAAGGACUGGCCAAUACUCGUGGAAGCCAUCGAUGGGCGCCCCAUCGCCUCGGGCCCCAUCGUCCAUGAGACACAUGACCUGAUUGUAGACCUGGGAGACCACCGCGAGGUGCUGUCAUUCGACGUGACUCAGUCUCCCUUCUUCCCCAUCGUCCUGGGAAUGCGCUGGCUGAGCACCCACGACCCCAACAUCACCUGGAGCACACGCUCCAUUGUCUUCGACUCUGAUUACUGCCGCUACCACUGCCGCCUCUACGCGCACCUGCCGCUGCCGCUGCCGCUGCCGUCCUCGCACCAUACCAUCUACUACCCGGUAGAAGGCUACCGUGUGUACCAGCCCGUGCGCUACUACUACGUGCAGAAUGUCUACACUCCAGUCGACGAACACGUCUAUCCUGACCACCGGCUGGUGGACCCCCACAUUGAGAUGAUCCCUGGCGCGCACAGCAUCCCCAGCGGGCACGUGUACUCCCUGUCGGAACCUGAGAUGGCGGCGCUGCGAGACUUCGUGGCCAGGAACGUGAAGGAUGGGCUCAUCACCCCCACCGUCGCCCCCAACGGGGCCCAGGUCCUGCAGGUCAAGAGGGGCUGGAAGCUGCAGGUGUCUUACGACUGCCGUGCCCCGAACCACUUCACUAUCCAGCACCAGUAUCCUCGCCUGUCCAUUCCCAACCUGGAGGACCAAGCGCACCUGGCGACCUACACCGAAUAUGUACCUCAAGUGCACGGCUACCACCCCACCUACACCACGUACCCCACCUACCCUGUGGGAUUCGCCUGGUACCCCGUCGGCCGAGACAUGCAGGGGAGGUCGCUCUAUGUGCCUGUCAUGAUCACUUGGAACCCGCACUGGUACCGCCAGCCACCAGUGCCCCAAUACCCGCCGCCGCAGCCGCCGCCCCCACCACCCCCACCGCCGCCACCGCCGCCGCCACCGCCCCCCUCCUACAGCGCCAUGUGAGCACUCACUCCUCCCCGACCCCUGCCCCAACCACGUCGUGCCCUUCGGGACCUCCACCCUCCAGACUGACUCUCCUGUUCACUGCUUCUCCAUCACUGACUGUGUGCUAAAAGGUGGACUGGCGGGCAUGC
This is a messenger RNA of Ochotona princeps (American pika), 2615 nucleotides long. RefSeq names its product paternally expressed 10 (gene PEG10). Gene Ontology annotation, cellular component: cytosol. NCBI's taxonomy places the organism in Eukaryota, Metazoa, Chordata, Mammalia, Lagomorpha, Ochotonidae. Gene Ontology annotation, molecular function: nucleic acid binding; zinc ion binding. The record is from RefSeq and is marked reviewed.